AUGGCUCCUAUGGAAAAAGGUUUCUCGUGGUCCAACAUCGCUGUUGGAGCAACAAUGAACAUGUUCGAAGUGACGACCCUCGGACAACCUCUGGAAGUACUCAAAACUCAAAUGGCAGCUAAUCGAUCACAAACGAUGGGUCAAGCAUUCAGGAACGUUUGGUCAAGAGGUGGAAUUAAAGGUUUCUAUCAAGGUUUAAUUCCAUGGGCAUGGAUCGAAGCAUCUACCAAAGGAGGAGUCCUCAUCUUUACCGGAUCAGAAAUUGAAAAGUACGCCACUAAAACAUUCGGCGUAUCUCCUGCUACAGCAGGUAUGUUGGGAGGUAUAGGUGGUGGUGUAGCUCAAGCAUAUGCUACCAUGGGCUUCUGCACCUGUAUGAAAACCGUUGAGAUCACCCGACAUAAGCAAGCAUCCGUCGGAGCACCUGUCGAAUCAACAUUCAAGGUAUUCGCCGAUAUCUACAAGAGAGAAGGUCUUGCAGGCAUAAACAAAGGUGUCAACGCGGUCGCUUUACGUCAAGCUACCAAUUGGGGUUCAAGAUUUGGUUUUGCCAGAUUAGCGGAAGACGCACUUCGAAAGAUCAAAGGUACGAAAGAAGGUGAUAAAUUAGCUCCUUUAGAUAGGAUCUUGGCAUCUACCAUUGGUGGUGCUUUAGCUACUUGGAAUCAACCCAUUGAGGUUGUAAGAGUUGAGAUGCAAUCCGCUAUCAAAUCCCAAGAUCCUACUCGACCCGCUAAGAAAACCGUCCUCAACACUUUACAAUACAUUUACAAGACCAAUGGUAUCAAAGGUCUUUACCGAGGUGUAGCUCCUCGAAUUGGUCUAGGUGCUUGGCAAACCAUCUGUAUGGUCACUUUCGCAGAUUACGUGAAAGCUGCGUGA
Messenger RNA from Kwoniella shivajii, 882 nucleotides. RefSeq lists its product as uncharacterized. The transcript is spliced from 6 exons. Gene Ontology annotation, cellular component: mitochondrion. The coding region runs from base 1 to 882 and encodes 293 amino acids. The record is from RefSeq and is a predicted model, not a curated record. Gene Ontology annotation, biological process: alpha-ketoglutarate transport; mitochondrial citrate transmembrane transport. Gene Ontology annotation, molecular function: tricarboxylate secondary active transmembrane transporter activity. Lineage: Eukaryota; Fungi; Basidiomycota; Tremellomycetes; Tremellales; Cryptococcaceae.